AUGGGUCUGAAUCAAGUGCUCCUGCUCAACAGAGGAGUUCCUGAGGCUCCCUUCAGCGUGGUGUAUCCGGAGAGAGCUCUGGACUCCUGCUAUGAGGUGGCUCUGCGUGGGGAGGCCUCAGGCAUCAGCUACCUCCUGGACACCACCGAGAUCGACUGCGGGCUGCAGGGUUACAUUGAACCUGGCAAGCAGCAAGUGCUGAAAGUCUAUUACCUGCCAGGAGUGCCUGGAGUCUUCUGCAGGGCUUUCCAGAUCCAAGUGGGUCACCUGGAGCCAGCAAAAAUCUGCCUGAAAGGAGAAGGGACCUUUCCCAGGAUCCACUUGGACCUGCCCAGGAACAUCAAAGGCAAUGCCAAAUAUGAGAAGAUCCUCCAAAAGGCCCAAGAAAAGCUGGACAAAGGCAGCCAGAGAGACGAGGCCAUUGCUCUGGGGGAGGCUGUGGCAGCCGAGCCCCGCAUGGACGACUCGGGCACCGUGUGGGAUGCUCAGCUGCAGAUGCAGAUGGAGGAGAUGCUGAUGGAGGAACAUGCCGUGGAGCAGCAGAAAGCUCUCAGCUCCCGUCCCCCGGAGGACACUGCCUUUCACCAGCGUGUCCAUCGGAGGCUUCUCAAAGCUGAGCUGCCCGAAUACAUCCUGGACCUUGGCUAUGUUGUUCCCGGUGACAUCCACACACACACGGUGAAGAUCACCAACACUGGGCACUUCCCUGCAUCUUUCCGUGUCGAUGGAUAUGUCCUGUAUAACACAGGCUUCAGCGUGUGCCUGGAGUGUGUGAAGCGCCUGCCCUCCUGUGAGAGCAAGACAUUUGAAGUGUGCUUCGACCCACAAAGUGCCAACGUGCCCCUGGGAAAAGUGGAUGUGCUCCUGCCCAUCAAGGUCAGAGGAGGCCCCACAUUCCAGGUCCGCCUCCGUGCCAUGGUGGCUGAGCCGUCCCUCUGUGUGUCCAGGGACAGGCUGGAGUUCUCUGCUGUCCAGUGUGGGCAGUGCCAGGAAGAAACCAUCCAGCUCCACAACACGUUCCAGGUCCCCUGUAAAUGGUCCAUCAGCAUGACUGAUCCUGUUGAGGAGGUGGACAAACAUCUGCCAGGGAGCGAGCACCAGAAGCUGCUGGAGGAGAUGAAGUCUGUGCCCUGUGGCUUUGAGGUGCUGCCCUCAGCUGGAAGCCUCGCUCCAGGACAGCAGUGCCACGUCCAAGUCCGUUUUUCACCCACGGAAGAGAAGUGCUACCGGGGCGAGCUGCAGAUCCAGAUUUGCCAGAGCAGCCAACGCCUGCAGGUGCCGGUCUUGGGACGUGGUCUGGAGCCACGGCUGGAGUCCAUCCCUGGUUAG
Messenger RNA from Melopsittacus undulatus (budgerigar), 1329 nucleotides. Its product is annotated as hydrocephalus-inducing protein homolog. Gene Ontology annotation, cellular component: axoneme. The transcript has 11 exons. The coding region runs from base 1 to 1329 and encodes 442 amino acids. NCBI's taxonomy places the organism in Eukaryota, Metazoa, Chordata, Aves, Psittaciformes, Psittaculidae. The record is from RefSeq and is a predicted model, not a curated record. Gene Ontology annotation, biological process: cilium movement; axonemal central apparatus assembly.